GUGGCGUCGCUGGGAGUUAAGAUAUAAAGGGACGGGGUGACUGCUUGUCACCCACACUAUACAGUGUUACUGUUACAGUGCGGGAGUGGAACCGAUGAGCUCAAUCAAAGUUGACCAGCUCGUGCAAUAUUGCAUCUUCCACUCAACUAAUACAAGGAAAAUAAUCCAGGCAGGAGCAGAUAUGGAAACCAUGAACGAGUUGAUACCCUUCGCCAAGGAAAUGCUGAGCCAAAAACCCAACAGGCAGAUGGUAAAACUUUACGUGGUAGGCUCGGUGCUGGCUUUCUUUGGGGUGGUCAUAGGACUGGUCGAGACCGUCUGCUCCCCGUUUGUGUCCGGGGAGGACGAGGAGCAGCCGCUGGAUGGCGCAAUUCCCAGAAAGCUGAGCAAAGAGGAGGAGAAGAAGCUGCCAGCAGAACAAAGGCAGCUAGUGAGGAAUGGAUCGUAUAGGAAACAUGCCUCCUGAAGCUCGAGGCAUAUGAGGGACUGGGCUGCAGUGCAGCCUUCAGUGACUGAGAUUCAUGAUUUACUGCAAACUCAAACCGAGGGAGUUUCGGUAAUGAGCUCGCAGAUGCAGCAAUUUGCUGUUGUGCAGCAGUGUUUAUGCAUUUAUAUUAUUCUGGUAUCUGUGAAUAGUUUUUAUAUUUACAUAAAUAUAUACUGUUGUACAGUAUUUCAUUUAUGUGCACUUCUGCAUUCAAUAAACUGAAU
Stegostoma tigrinum is the source of this 711-nucleotide messenger RNA. RefSeq names its product G0/G1 switch 2 (gene g0s2). The coding region runs from base 95 to 466 and encodes 123 amino acids. The record is from RefSeq and is a predicted model, not a curated record. NCBI's taxonomy places the organism in Eukaryota, Metazoa, Chordata, Chondrichthyes, Orectolobiformes, Stegostomatidae. The transcript has 2 exons.